Nerophis lumbriciformis (worm pipefish) is the source of this 355-nucleotide messenger RNA. NCBI's taxonomy places the organism in Eukaryota, Metazoa, Chordata, Actinopteri, Syngnathiformes, Syngnathidae. The record is from RefSeq and is a predicted model, not a curated record.
CCCACGUUGUCUUCUGUUCACACGUGACAUCACUUCCUGUGCAGAGCUUCCAGAGGUGUUCCUCCUCCAGAAGACGCCAUCCUCUCCAGUCACCUGCAUGGCGACAGGUUUCUACCCCGACUUAGCCGACCUGUUUUGGAGGAAAGACGGCGAGCAGAUCUUCGAGGACGUGGAGCACGGAGAGCUGCUCCCCAACCACGACGGAACCUUCCAGAUGUCGGUGGAGCUGAAAGUGGAGGUGACGGCCGAGGUGGAGGGCAAGUACGAAUGUGUGUUCCAGCUGUCUGGCGUCAAGGAGGACCUGGUCACCAAGCUGGAGAGAAGAAGCAUCCUGAGCAACGCAAGCCCUCAUUAA